Messenger RNA from Pogonomyrmex barbatus (red harvester ant), 2019 nucleotides. RefSeq names its product methanethiol oxidase. Gene Ontology annotation, molecular function: selenium binding; G protein-coupled receptor activity. NCBI's taxonomy places the organism in Eukaryota, Metazoa, Arthropoda, Insecta, Hymenoptera, Formicidae. Gene Ontology annotation, biological process: G protein-coupled receptor signaling pathway. The record is from RefSeq and is a predicted model, not a curated record. Gene Ontology annotation, cellular component: membrane.
UUCCAUUAUAUGCCAUUCAUUAUAUACCGUUCACGUCUGGGAAAAUAUAACAAGCGCAAAUACCCGUCAUUUAUGAUUGUGCAUGUUCGUUUGGGCUCUCAUCAACCUUUUUCGAUUAGGAACGAAGCUGAUAGCAGCUGAUAAUUGUGGCGAUUCUUUGCCAAGGGAACCACAAGAGGAGUAGAUAAGUAAAAGUACUCCCGAUCAAACGGGUAGCGACGAGCCGUGUCUGUCAAAUCGUUUCGUAUCGAUCUGCAUCGCUCUUAUCGAGAAAAAUAGCACAGCUGAUCGCGAAUGAGUUGUGCCAUUAAUAAAAUAAACUUGCUCUUUCUCAAAAAGUGAAGGAAAGGAACUUGAGAACAUCAUAGAAGUUUACGUCGGGAUGUGUAUCUUGACGUUUCGUAGAACAUCAUCGAAAACCCGUUUCUCUCCGUGUAUGUCUGUAUAUACGCGUGUACGAAAGCUUUACACAGCGCGCAACUAAGAGUAAAGAGACAUUCUCAUAAGACGGAUAGCCAUCGAUAAGUAGUAUCGAGUGCUACAAAUAUAUAUUCUCAAAUGGAUGUAUUCAUACGAGAUCUCCAGAUCCUGAAGUAAUUUAACGUGCAUUAUUUAAUUGCGACACAUUUGACCAUGUCAAGACAAACUCUAAUCGAGAGCUUUGAUUCGAGAAUACCCCAACUCUUCCAAUUCGUCUAACGUGUCGAGUCGAGACUUGACAUUUUCAGAUUAUAUAAUCCUACAUAAUACUACAUAAGUACACACGCAUGUACGGUUCGAGAUUCAAUAUAUAUAUUUAUAGCUUCAAAGAGUUCCUUUUCAGAACUAUGUAUUUGAAAGAGAGCAACAUUGCUGAUACGAAUAUAAAUGCGUCGAGUGUAUCGGCCGAUUCGUUGAAAGCAAACAUCGCUGAUGGUGAAGAAAGUAAUCACGUGUUUUGGAUCUUAAUGGAUUGCUUCUUGUUCAUUGCGAUCGUUUUGGGAAAUGUUCUAACGAUAUUGGCUAUCGCGUGGGCUCGAAGGCUCCGAAACAUCAUUUCAAAUUAUUUUAUUUUAAACUUAGCGGUAUCGGAUCUAUUGGUGGGCGUAACGCUACCGUAUCAUUUGGCAUUUUAUGUGGAUAAAACGUUGCAUCACAACAAACCGAUAUGCAUCUCGCGCUUCGUGAUGAUCAGCUUGGCAUGCGGCGGGAGUAUAUACAAUCUCAUAGUGAUCGCCAUAGAUCGAUACGUCGCUAUCGUGCAUCCGUUGAGCUAUAACAGAUACGUGACGAGAAAACGCGUGUUACUGGUCAUAGUCGUCGCUUGGAUGUGCACCAUGGGCGUGUCGUCGAUUCCGAUAUAUUGGAAUUGCUUCGACACCUCGGAUGUGUGCGAAUUGGAAACGGUUUUGCCGAGAUUCUACAUAGUGGCUAUACAAAUGCCAUCGUUUUUUCUCAGUUGGAUAACAAUGUUUCUCUUGUAUUGGAAAAUUUGGAAAGAAGCGCAUAUGCAUGCGCGUCGCAUGAAUCUUAGUGUUGUUCCGAAUCUUGUUGAGAAAAACGAUCGCAAAAGCGUACAGGUGGUGCUGCUGAUACUAGGCUGCUUUUCUAUUUGCUGGUUCCCCUAUUUCGUCAUAGCUUGCCUGCGAACUUUUGGUUGGAAAACACAUUCAAUAAUGAUAUGGUAUAAAUCUACGUUCGCAUUGGCUAUCGCCAACAGCGGGAUGAAUCCUUUCAUAUACGCAUGGAAAAAUACCAACUUUCGUAAAGCUUUUCAAAAGAUUUUGCACUUUAAAUCGCCUAAUGACAAUUUCAAUUCGAGCUUUAAAAUAUAUUUGAAGAAACAACGUGAACUUAAAGAUCAGACAGAUUCAGAGAAUAAUCACCACAACAAUUUGCACGGAUAUUCGUCCAAUCUCUAACCACGCAAUCUAACGCAGAAGAAAAUAGAGUAAAACAUAUAAUUUUGUAAAUCUAUCGUGUUCAGUUAAAAACUAUUUACUAGAGAGUAAAAUUAUAAGAUAUUUCAUUUUUUCCAAA